Molecule: messenger RNA, 387 nt
Organism: Ogataea philodendri
Lineage: Eukaryota; Fungi; Ascomycota; Pichiomycetes; Pichiales; Pichiaceae
Exons: 2
Coding region: 1-387 (128 amino acids)
Source: RefSeq, a predicted model, not a curated record
AUGACUGUUGACUGCUUGGACUUCUUAUCUUCAGGGUUCUUCACGUACUUCGACAACUCAUCCACAAUGACUGCCAGCAGAUCCUCAAGAGUCUCUGCGGACGCCAGCUCAUUAUGCAAAAUCUCAAACUUAAGCGAGUUCCACAGAGUGAUCCAGUACUCCUCGACGGUCUGGGUUGGAUAUUCUUUUAUGCAUUGGUUGAUAGUUAAGAGAACGUCAAGCUUUACGGUAGGAGACGUUGCAGACAGUUUCUCCAACAGGUUUGGGAAGGCGUCCUUGGCAUACACCUCGUUGGCACUCAAGCAAUUUCUCAAAGCCUGUUUGAGUUGGUCGGGAGUGAUUUUGUACGGAUCAUUUUCCGGAGCUCUAAACGAGAUCGGGAAGUAA